Messenger RNA from Clunio marinus, 1921 nucleotides. The record is from the annotation of a GenBank genome assembly. Lineage: Eukaryota; Metazoa; Arthropoda; Insecta; Diptera; Chironomidae.
AUGUCUCAAGUCUCUCAAGUUAACAGCGUUGAUAUUUAUGAAAACUUUCUAUUGUUCCAUGGAGCGCAACUUCGAGCAAGUGGUGUUCCCGAACAUUACUUUAAAUCGAUUUGUAAUAAACUAAAAAAUCAAAUUUUCGAUGCCGGCGAAUAUUUUCAAUUAUUGUUAUUGGAUUAUGGUGAUGAAGAACGAGGUGAAAAGGAUCCUGUCUUUACAGUAAUGUCACUACAAGAUAUAAAAACUGAUGAUCCAAAUGCAAUCUUUCUCAUCGAUCACGCUUUGACAUUUAAAUCUGAUAUUUUGCGUAGACAACUUCUGGAGAAUCCGGAAAUUGCUAAACGUCUUUCAAUCAUGAUGGGAUUAUCAGCUGAUGAUAAUGUUGAUAGUAUUGUUGCAAACAUUUGGAGAUUUUGUAACUUUUAUUCUAUAAAUUCACAAGGUGCAUCGGUUGAAGAUUCUCUGCCACUGUGGUAUGUCAUGGAUGAAUUGGGUUCAGGAAUAGUUCAUAACGACACCCCAAAUUGUCGCGUUGUUCCAUUCAUUUACACUGCUGAACAAGCUACUUACAGUCUUCUGUUUCCAAUCAGGAAUAUUGAUGAAGGCGAACAAAUAACUCGAGACUAUGUUGAAGGAUUUCUAGACAAUCGAGAUUUGUUUUUAUUACCAUGGCAAGAGAAUGACUUUUCUGAAGAAAGCUUGGAACAAAAGGAACCUGAUAUGGCAUACUUUCUUCAAGGAAGAAUUGAAGAAUCGCUUCCUGAAAAUAUCGACACAGUUCCGUCACUUAAUGGGAAUCAACCUUUGAAAGUUUUCAGCGAUUACAAUCUCGUCAGACAAUAUUUGACAGAUCCAGCUUUUGAAGUGUUAAAUGAAGAUGGAAAUUCAGAGGAAGCUGAUAUUUUAUGGCUGACAAAACAUUUCAAAGGCUUCAAUGAACUCAACAAGAACUUUCCAAAUACUUUCAUCAAUCAAUUUCCUUUUGAAAAUGUUGUUACGAUAAAAGAUUUACUCGCAAUUGUUUGUCGUCGUUCCAUUGAGAAACAUCACAAUGCUGAUAAUUUGACGACAUUCCCUUCUUGGCUUCCAACCACUUACAAUCUUAAAACGGAACUUCGUCAAUUUGUGAGUUUCUUUCAAAAUCGAGAAGAAAAAGAGUUUGACAACCACUGGAUUGUGAAGCCAUUCAAUCUUGCGAGAAGUCUUGACACUCACAUCACGAAUAAUCUCUCGGAGAUCAUUAGAUUAUCUCAAACUGGCCCCAAAAUAGUUCAGAAAUAUAUCGAGAAUCCGGUUCUUUAUAAUCGUCCGGAAGUUGGCGGAAAAGUGAAGUUUGAUGUUCGUUAUGUGAUUUUAUUGACAAGCACUGAACCACUGAUUGGCCACAUUUACAAGAAAUUCUUUCUUCGAUUCAGUAACGUUCCAUUUGCCAUGAAUGAAUUCGAUGUGUAUGAAAAACAUUUUACAGUCAUGAACUACAAUGAGAAUGCUAAUUUAAAACAAUUAAAAUGUGAAGAGUUUUUAAAUGAAUGGAGAGAUCAAUACGCGAAAUAUCCUUGGGAUAAGAUUGAAGAUGAGAUUUGCGAGAUGUUUCAAGAGACUUUCAUUGGUGCAACAAAAGAGAAACCCCCUCGUGGUAUUGCUAACAAUCCACAAAGUCGGGGACUUUACGCUGCUGACAUCAUGCUGAGUUGGGAAGACUCAAAAAUUCAACCGAAAUUGUUGGAAAUAAAUUUCAUACCUGAUUGUCAGCGCGCUUGUGAAUAUUACAAGGACUUUUAUAAUGAAAUCUUCAAGCUUCUUUUCCUGGGUCAAAAUGAUUCCGAUAUCUUCAGGAAGUUUACAUAAUCAUCAUGAUUGGAAUUUGAAUUUAAAUUGAAUGAAGUUAAAUAAAUUUUUAUUAUUAUUUUUGUUUCUUAACAAU